Fraxinus pennsylvanica is the source of this 717-nucleotide messenger RNA. NCBI's taxonomy places the organism in Eukaryota, Viridiplantae, Streptophyta, Magnoliopsida, Lamiales, Oleaceae. The record is from the annotation of a GenBank genome assembly.
AUGGCGUUUUUCAAACCUUCGAUUUGUUUUCUUUUCCUUUUCUUCGUUAUGUCUAAUGCCCUUGAUAUGUCAAUCAUAACGUACGACCAGAACCACAACAUGGGCCAUACUCUACGACGUUCCGACGAUGAACUCAUGUCUAUGUACGAAUCUUGGCUCGUGAAGCACGGGAAGGCGUACAAUGGCAUUGGAGAGAAGGAGAGGAGGUUCGAGAUUUUUAAGGAUAAUUUGAGGUUUAUCGAUGAGCACAACUCCGUCGACAGGACGUACAAGGUCGGGUUGAACCGUUUCUCCGAUCUGACCAGUGAGGAGUACCGGUCCUUGUUUGUGGGCGGUAGAUUGUACAGGAAAACUCGGUUGAUGAACAGUGUGAAGAAUGACCGUUACAAGUUCAAGGCCGGCGACAAGUUGCCGGCCUCCGUUGACUGGAGAGAGAAAGGUGCCGUUGCUCCUGUCAAGGAUCAAGGCCAAUGUGGGAGUUGCUGGGCUUUCUCGACUGUCGGUGCUGUUGAAGGGAUAAACAAGAUUGUAACUGGCAACCUAAUAUCUUUGUCAGAGCAAGAGCUCAUAGAUUGUGAUAGGUCAUACAAUCAGGGAUGUAAUGGUGGUCUAAUGGACUAUGGGUUUGAGUUUAUAAAAAAGAAUGGUGGGAUUGAUACAGAGGAAGAUUAUCCUUACCGAGCACAUGAUGGCACUUGUGAUCAAAAUCGGGUAUAG